Molecule: messenger RNA, 4067 nt
Organism: Halichondria panicea
Lineage: Eukaryota; Metazoa; Porifera; Demospongiae; Suberitida; Halichondriidae
Exons: 1
Coding region: 1344-3914 (856 amino acids)
Source: RefSeq, a predicted model, not a curated record
AGCAAGAUUCAUUCAGUAUAAGGUUACCUCACUGGAACAGCAACCCAUCCCAUUCAGUGAUCCAGAGAGCCACACGGUAGUGUCCAUAGACAAUAUUGACACAAUGCAUCCCUAUGCUAGGAACAACCUGGGCAAACAAAAAAGUAGUUGGCAUGGAACAUCUAUUCAAGUGGUACAGCCAAUGCCCUCGAUAUUGAGAGGGGAGUGAAUAGUCUAGCAGUGUUAUUUGAAAACACUAGCACAGAGACAGAUUCAAUCACGUGUCUACUGGAAACAUCAACCUCCAGGAUAGAAGGCACAGCUACGUAUUUCCUACCAAGCACUGAAGAUUCAGAUGAUGUCAGCUUGAUUACAACACGUAAAAGAGUGCAAAGGACGUCACCCAUAAAUUCCCCCCUGAAACUCACAAGAUCACCAGCUGCUAAGCUAAUGAGAAGGUUAAGAACGGGAACGGAACAAGUUCGUGUCUCUGCACGCACUACUACUUCCUCUCAGGGAUGCAGUUUCACCAAAAGUGUCAACCUUCUGCUUUUAAUAGUUCCUGUCCUAAGAAAUCUCUAUCUGAUUAUCUCAUGAACAGUGCAAAGAGUUUAUCCUUAGGUGAAAUCAUGGAAGAAAUUGGAACAUACAUGCUUGGGAAGGUGUCAUUGGCAAGCACGCAACCAGACAGUGUAUUAAUUAACCUUCAAGACUAUCUUUCCAUUCUGAGGCCAAGCCACACAGAAAAGUCAAAUGUGCACUACUUAUGUGUCCUGGAUGCAGUAGCUGACAAUAAAGAUACACUAACAGAAAUUCUACACGAUUUGCACUGCAAGUACGUAAAAACUAACAUCCACCAGCAUCUUGUGAUUGAGGGUGAUGCUAAAUUGUAUGCAGUACUUCAGUCACUGAAAUAUAAAUAUGCAAAAGACUUAGAAUGGUUGAUACCAUUCCAGGAGAUUGGCAUAUGCUAAUGAACUACCAAAUAGCUUUGAUGAAGCCAUACUUUGAUGCUGGGCUUAAGUCUAUGGCUGAGGCAGCAAAAUAUCCAGUGGCAGCUAUCCAAACUUGUAGUCAAUUCAAGAGAACGCACUACUUCAUCCUUGAAGCUUGGGAGGCUAUAUAUAGAGCAAUGCUUAGUACGUACUCGAAGUCACUAGUAGCUGACAGACCUUUGAGUUUGGACACGCACUCAGAACCACUGACACAGGACCCACUACUAGACACAAUAACAAGAGUUAUCUGUUUUACACAAAAGUACACAAGAUGAUAAAACAUUUACCGAAAAAUUCUAUGCUACAGUAUCAACCAUCAGUUCCCUAACAGAACCGUUUUAUGAAGGGUUCAAACAGUUCAUUCAAAAUAUGGCUAUGAGAGAUGAAACAUGGAGGACAUGGGUACAAUUUGUAUUCACAGAUGCAAUGGCAUAUGUCACUCUCUUUUUGUCUAUACGAAGUGGAGACUGGGAAUUGCGGAUGGCAAGUAUGAAAAUGAUGGCACCUAUUUUCACUGCUUUCGAUCAUCCAACCUAUCAAAAGCUCAUAUCAGAUCACAUUACAGACGUACUACAUUUACCAGAGGCUAUAUUACUCAUGUUUCAGCAAGGCGGUUUUGUAGUCAAUAUCAUGGGAAGGCCAUGGCAUUCUGUCGGUAUUGUCGAGGCGCAUGAAAUGCUCAUUAACAAAAAAUGCAAAAUGUCAUUCGUAAAACCAAGUGAAGAUUAUAUAAACAGAGUAGCCAAGUUCCUAACGUAUCGUAUAAAUGCUCUAGAAUCAACAACUAAUCAACUAUUUCCUGAAAUGAAUAAAAAGUCUACAGAGCCAAACGAUAUAUUAAGUGUCAAACCCAAUGACAAAAAAUUUGAGCAAAACGUGAGAACCCAGAUAAUCGCUGUACAAAAAAGUUCCCUACUGGAAGUAGUGGAGGUUAAUCGUGGUUUGUUUAACCCAUUUACAAAUGUACAUGCAUCUCUAGCACAAUCGAGUGACUUACUAAACUUUCGGAAAAUUGGACAGGAAGAGUUUUUGUUAACAAUAUCUAGUUUUAUACUAAAGGAACCUAGUGUGAAAGCUCCAAAACGAAAAAGAUCUCUGAAAACCUUCUCACAGAAACACGUUCGAACCAGAAAGAUGUCACAGCUGGAACGAGACAAAGGGCUAAUCCUUUCAACAAUCAAAAAGAAAAUGCAAUUUUCUAUAAAAACAGGGAAACCUAUAGGCCAACCUGGUGAGCAAAUUUUAGAGUAUCCACUUUCUCUUUGUGACAAUGAUGGAAACCCUUUGAAAGGCCAGAAAAGUUACUUCACGAAGUCUUUAAACACGAGGUACACUGACACAAAUCCACCGGUGAUCACUACAGAAUUACCACAUGAUUGGAUACCAGAGUGUUGCAUCCUGGAAGGCAUGUUUAUGAUUAACACAACACCCCUUGGAUGUCACACUACCAUGACAGACUAUGCAAACUUCCUAUUUAGAAGGUAUGUACUACCGAAUCUAAAGAAAGGCAUGAAAGAAAUCCACAUAAUUUUCGACAGCCCAGGAAGGCUUAAAAACACACCCAAGUACUUCGAGCAGAAAAGACGUGAUGCCAAUGCUAAAAUAUCCAUGACGCACAGAUGUGAUGAUAUUAUAGGAUCUACGAAAGUUAUACAAGGCAAAUGGAGGGAAUCUUUUCUGAAUUGCAGGGAAUGCAAACGGAAAUUAGCCAUAUUCAUAGGAGAAUUCUUUCUGAAUAACUGUAGUUCUUACCUUCAAGAUCAUCAGGCGAUGUACAUAGCUGGCACCUUUGAAGGAGACAUCAGAGACACAGCUUGGUUUGUCAGAGGGAAGUCGCCUAAGCAACCAGAUCCCGAAUACAUCUGCAAUGCUGAAGAGACAGAUACCAGGAUAUGGUUACAUGCCAAGAAAACAUCACACAAAAAUAUUUUGGUCAUGUCUCCCGACACAGAUGUGUACAACAUUGGUCUUCCUCUGGCGUCAGUUAAAAACAAACUAGUGGUGAUACAGGUCAAUACUUACAAUUCCAAAGAAUUGAAAUUUGUAAUUUUAAACAACCUAGUGGCAGCUUUGUCCAAUGAUCCAGACUUAGCACGAAUAAACCCUGAAUUGCUACCACUAGUACUACAGAUCAUAUUUAUUUGCACUGGAUGCGAUUACCUGUCCUUUUUUAGUCAGAUUGGCAAAGCGACAUUUUUUAGGUACUUUUUCCAGUAUGCAUCCUUCAUAACAGGUGGCAGCGAGACACAUCCGGGAACACUGGCAGACAUCGGUCUUGAAGACGGGAGCUACAAAUGUGGAUAUCUGGCAUUUAUACGAUUGGUGGGUACAACAUACUUCAAAAAGUUUGCAUCUGGUUUUGAAACCAAUUCCCCUAGUACGUAUUUUACUACCUGUGUACAGCAAGAUACCACACCUGAACAACAACAUAGGGAUUGGUUAAGAAGUAUACGAAACACCAUUUGGUAUCGCACAAAGUUCGAAAAUGAAAUGGUUGCAUCGGAUGAGGCUCUAAUGUUUCACUGGAAGCGAGUAUGUUGGGUAGCAAACAUGUGGAACCAGGCUGAUCGAAACAUAAUGCUUCUACAACCAUUGACAAAUUGGGGCUGGGAUACAACUAAGGAGAAUUUGUCUGUGGUCUGGGAUAGUGAAGACUACGUUAAAACAAUACACGAGAGAGUAUGUGCUCUCACUAAAGGCUGUAAAUGUGUCACAGGCUGUACUACAAAAAGGUGUAGUUGUUACAGAGGGAGUAAACGCUGUUCAGCAGGGUGUGAGUGUAAAAGCUGUAAUAACGUACAUGUAAACACAUGUACACCUCACCCUACUAUAGACAGGUCCUCCCAGUUAGUCGAUGUUAUUAUUGAGGAGGAGUAUGUGGACCAGUACGGUGAAAUUGAAGACAUCAUGGAUUUUGUUUUUAGAGAAAAUUCCCAAUAAGCAAACGAGACUGACAUCGAAAGUGACUCUGAUGAAGAACAAUCGAACAGUGUACUUUGUUAAACAGACAAACACAAUUGUUUUAUGCUUAUUUUAAAGUCACAACUUGAUUCACCAUGUAUGAAAUAUUUUAUACUUACACCUACAUGUUUU